Molecule: messenger RNA, 744 nt
Organism: Alternaria atra
Lineage: Eukaryota; Fungi; Ascomycota; Dothideomycetes; Pleosporales; Pleosporaceae
Exons: 1
Coding region: 1-744 (247 amino acids)
Source: RefSeq, a predicted model, not a curated record
AUGUGCCUCUGUGCACCUAUUCCUGACCCUAUAAAACAGGUUGCGCUUCCUGAAUUGAAGAGAACCCUCACACCGCAUCACACCAAAUCUCAAUCACAGCCAUUACGACAACCAAAUUUGAACAGCCAUGGCGUCCUUCAGGAGAAAAUCACGCCAAAAAAUACGAAACCUCAAUCAUCGCCUCUGCUUAAUCUACCAAGAGAGAUACGCAACCAGAUCUACGUCCUCGUCUUUUCAACCGGACUCCGGGAUACGAUCGACUUCACCCGAGGAUCCAAAGAUAGACACAUCAACCGGUUACAGCAUGCCUGUCGCCAGCUCCAUCGCGAGACUCGACUGCUCGAAAUCAAACUCAACCCUGUAGAGAUUGCCGGCUUCGCAAUGCAUACUCAUUAUAAGCUACUAGAUAACAAAGACCCGAUGGAAGCGUUGACAGUGUUCCUCCGUCUGACUCGCGCACUAGGGUCGCUGAGACUUUCGUGGAUCCAGAACUUGACACUUUCCAACCGAAUUCCUGAAGUUGACUCGAUGUGGAACGAACUGGAAGAGAUGGCGAGCACCAUCCUGCACUUGACCGAGGUCUUCGGGUGCAACCCAGCGCUACAAUUGAAGUACAAUAUGACGACCUUCUGCAAAGUGAAUAUACUCCGCGAAGGGAUUGGCGGUGGGCUCGGUUUAGGGGUUAUCUUCCAUGGCAUCUUUGUAUCUAGCGUGGUACGCAACGAACCUCUCAAGGAUAUGUGA